This is a messenger RNA of Paramormyrops kingsleyae, 1411 nucleotides long. RefSeq names its product HGH1 homolog (S. cerevisiae) (gene hgh1). The record is from RefSeq and is a predicted model, not a curated record. NCBI's taxonomy places the organism in Eukaryota, Metazoa, Chordata, Actinopteri, Osteoglossiformes, Mormyridae.
CCUGCCUCAAAGUCAUACUGUCAUUGGACGAAGAUGGUGUCAAUCUCAACACGUGGAACAGCGUUUAUCCUUCUCGUUGCUUUCUGAGCAGACAUGUGAUCAGUAAUUUAUGAACAAUCAAAUCGUAAAUAAAUAAAACCAACUUAAGAUGCUGAGUGACAGAGAAGCUAAAGAAUUGCUAAAUUUCCUAACUUUGGAAACAAGGCCGGAUGUAAAGGGUCAGGCCACAGAGUACAUUCUUGGUCUCACUGGCACCAAAGACGGCUGCAGAUAUCUACGGGGCAAACCAGAUUUCCUCAAAGCUCUGCUCACUCUCACCAGCGACUCCUCUGUGGCUAUCGUCAAAGACUGCUACCAUGCCCUGAUAAACCUAUCUGCGGAUGAAACGCUACACAGAGCCCUAGUACAGGAUGCCAAUAUCCUGCCUGUCUUGUUUUCCAAUCUCCUGGACCCUACAUACAUGUUUGCAGACCGAAUCUGCACCAUUCUGACCAACCUCACACGACACGAAAAGACCUGCAAGGACGUCUUCAAGGUUUUUCAAGAAGAGCACAUAGGUCUGGCUAAAAUAGUUGAGAUCCUGUGCACAGAAGAUUAUAAUAAAAAGGCUUCCCUCCACUACCUGGGCCCUCUCCUGUCAAACCUCACACAGCUGCCAGAUGCCAGGCAGUUUAUCCUUGACAAGGAAAGGUGUGUGGUUCAGCGACUCCUGCCCUACACGCAGUAUGAAGCGUCAACGGUCAAACGGGGUGGAGUCAUUGGAACUUUAAGAAACUGCUGCUUUGACCACGCCUAUCAUGAGUGGAUGCUCAGUGACGCCGUGGACAUCCUGCCGUUCCUGCUGCUGCCGCUGGCAGGGCCGGAGGAGCUGACGGAGGAGGAGAAUGAAGGAUUGCCUGUGGAUUUGCAGUAUCUUCCUGAAGAUAAAAAGAGAGAGGAGGACCCGGAUAUUCGUAAAAUGCUCAUCGAAACACUUCUCCUGUUAACAGCUACCAAGGCGGGUCGUCAGAUUUUGAAGAGCAAGAACGUGUACCCCAUCAUGAGGGAGUUUCACAAAUGGGAAAAGGAGCCGUCUGUCAUCUCCGCCUGUGAAAAACUGGUGCAGGUCCUGAUUGGGGAUGAACCAGAACCUGGAAUGGAGAACCUGAUGGAGGUGGAGAUUCCCGAAGAUGUUGAGGUCAAGCUGCAAGACCUGGACGUGAAGGAGCAGGAGCAGAUUGAGAAAGAGCAGGAGGAAUUGAUAAGGGCUGCGACUGAGGAGAACUCUGCUCGUGAAGAGAGUUAGCGUGAAACAGGACAGAACUGCAUGGAAGCUGGUGCUUGUUGAUGAAUUGUGUAUACACUACACCACAAAGAGAUGUAAAGCCAGCAAAUACAGUUUUCUAAUGAUUAAAAUAUAUUUUAUACUGUA